Messenger RNA from Aureobasidium namibiae CBS 147.97, 816 nucleotides. RefSeq lists its product as uncharacterized. The record is from RefSeq and is a predicted model, not a curated record. Gene Ontology annotation, cellular component: endoplasmic reticulum membrane; endoplasmic reticulum. NCBI's taxonomy places the organism in Eukaryota, Fungi, Ascomycota, Dothideomycetes, Dothideales, Saccotheciaceae. The coding region runs from base 1 to 816 and encodes 271 amino acids. The transcript is spliced from 3 exons.
AUGGUGUCCCUGAAGCUCAGCGCAUUUGCGCUCUUUGCAUUGAAGGCCAUCUCAGCCUACGCUCAGGCUCCUGAGACCGUAGAGGAGAUGGAGAACCCCGAUGUCCAGCAGACUCCCAAAUUGAAUGUCGACGUCUCGGUUUCCUUCCCUAACUCCGAGGUCUUCGGUGUCAAGCUCGUCAAUGGACAUGCGACCAACGCUGUCUUGUCCAUCGCCAACCACGAGACCACCCCCGUCCACCUGAACAUCAUUGGUGGCUCUCUCUUGAACCAGAGAACCAACAGCAGCUUGACUGCCGCCAAGUACGACCUCUUGAUCCCUGCCGGCGAGAAGGAGACUGCCACCUACAGCUUUGCUGUCGACAUGCACCCCCAGGAUUUGACCCUCAACUUGGCUGCUGUCUUCAAGGACCAGUUCGGCAUGACCCACGUCUACCCUGCCUUCAAUGGCACCGUCUCGGUUGUUGAGGCUCCCACGAGUUUCUUCGACCCUCAGAUCAUUUUCCUCUACCUCGUCCUCAGCGGUGUCUUUGCUGGUACCGUCUACUUCAUCUACAACACCUGGAUCACCACCUUCUUCCCCCAGAAGAAGGGUCGCGGCAAGGGCGGCGAGCGCGCCAAGCGCUCUUCCGGCGGUACCAAGAAGGUCGACCCUGCUGACCAGGUCAGCGUCAUCGGUGCUGAUGGCCCUGCUGUCACCAGCGGUGCCGCUGCCUACGACGAGUCCUGGAUCCCUGCCCACCACUUGUCUCGCCCUCAGGCCAAGCGUGUCGCAUCUGGCGCCAAGCCCAGAUCCAGAAGCAGACCCGCCGCAUAG